UUAUUAAUAAAAAUAAUUUAUUUUAGAUUUUUUCAUAAUUUUUAAAUAUUUCAAAUUUAAAGAAUUUAAAAAAAAGUAUUUAAGAGCAAGAUGGAUAGCAAAAGACAAAGAAGUCUUUAAGAUAUAUAAAAUAAAAUAACCAAAAUUUUAAAUGAAACAGGAGCAUGUGACCAUGAUUUUGAAUUUAUUCAACAAAAGGCACUCUAACUUUAGUCUAUUUUUCAAAACAUUUAGCAGAGCUGCAGUGAAUACUUUUAGUAAAUGAAUGAUAUAGAAGAAGCCAUGUAAGAUGAUAUAAAAAAGUUUUUCAUGGAAAAUCUGUAAUAAAUGAAAUAGUAGAUUGAAGAUUUUAGUGAUAUUUUGACUCAAAGAAGCUAAUUGCAUGAAGAAACUCUUAAAAACCUAUAAAAUAUAUAAAUUUUGAAUAGCCAAUUAAUGGGAUCAAAAGAAUAAUGGAAUUAAUCAUGA
Molecule: messenger RNA, 468 nt
Organism: Tetrahymena thermophila SB210
Lineage: Eukaryota; Ciliophora; Oligohymenophorea; Hymenostomatida; Tetrahymenidae
Exons: 3
Source: RefSeq, a predicted model, not a curated record